Linderina pennispora is the source of this 590-nucleotide messenger RNA. RefSeq lists its product as uncharacterized. The record is from RefSeq and is a predicted model, not a curated record. Lineage: Eukaryota; Fungi; Kickxellomycota; Kickxellomycetes; Kickxellales; Kickxellaceae. The transcript has a single exon. The coding region runs from base 91 to 387 and encodes 98 amino acids.
AAAGCGACCCUCCCUUCGGCCAGACAUUUGGGCUCAAGACUCCCUUGCCAGACAUCUUUGCAAAAUAUUUUUUUCUCGAAACUCCAAAAUAUGCUUCCCACCACCCGCCGUGCUUUUCUCACAUCUGCCGCCCGCACUCUGCCGCGCGCGGCCAUUCUGUCUCGCUCCUAUACCAACACAUCCGUCUACACACGCUCCGACACCAUGUCGCAUGAGGAGCAUCUCAAGGCGCUGAUGGAGGAGCAAAAGUACCUGAUGGAUCUGCUCAAAACCGACGACACCUCGGCGCCCUGGACAAAGGACUCUGUCGAGAUGGUGAGUCGCGAGGUGCAGGAGGGCUUCCAUGAGCCCAAGACCUGGGUCCCCGAGGAGGUAUUCCAGCACUGAAAGUUUUCAAUUCUGCUCUUCUCUGUACAAAUAACAAAACUCCUUUCGCAUUCAUCCCUGCUCCACCCGAGGCGCCAUCCAGUCAUGGGUUUUGUUUGCGGCGUGCGUUGGACACGCAAUAUACCGUGAAUGUGGCCAGUGUUGCCCCACCACUCGAGAAAAAAAAUCACAUUGUGAGCUUUGCCGCCUUUUUGCAUCCGCUU